Molecule: messenger RNA, 7175 nt
Organism: Columba livia (rock pigeon)
Lineage: Eukaryota; Metazoa; Chordata; Aves; Columbiformes; Columbidae
Gene: ADORA2A
Product: adenosine A2a receptor
Exons: 4
Coding region: 791-2101 (436 amino acids)
Biological process (GO): adenylate cyclase-activating G protein-coupled receptor signaling pathway; G protein-coupled adenosine receptor signaling pathway
Cellular component (GO): plasma membrane
Molecular function (GO): G protein-coupled adenosine receptor activity
Source: RefSeq, a predicted model, not a curated record
CGAGCGGGGCGCGUCGGGCGGGCCGGCACCGGCACCGCCACACGCCUCCCGGGCGCGGCGGCGGAGGUGCGGCCGGAGCGGAGCGGAGCGGAGCGGCGCCCCCAGGGCAGGUGACCCUCAUGGUGGCAGCUGUGGCUCCUUGUUCAGCAGCUCUUCAAGGAGGGCCAGGAGAAGGGAUCAUUUGCUGGUGGAGCCAUUCAAAGCUCAGCUGAACCUGAGCCACCAUCAGCUGGGGGUCACGUCUGCGUAUGUCCCUGGGCAGAGUCCCUCCUGCGUUUGAGAAACUACAAGUGAAGAAGUUGGAUGUCUCCUUCAGCUGAGAAUAUUUCCCAAGUCCUAGCGGGAAAAGGUGGAAAGGAGGGCUGGAGGAUGUUGCUAGUAGGUAUGUACAUGACAGGAAGCCAUGGCUAGCAGUGUGAUUGUCAACAGGAAACAAGAAGUCACAGUCGAUGCAACACUGCCAUACAAUGCACUUUGGGGAGCAGUAUAUGUCUAUGUGAGAUAUUCUCCUGUCCGUUUAUCUGCUGGAGUAUGAAUUAUUCUGCAUCUGGUUAAUCCACUUGGCUGGAGUUGGCAAGCCCCAUUUUUUAUUUUUCUUGACACCUGCUACUGUAAAGAUCUUGAAGAGAUAUGGGGAGAAAAGGGUGCGUGUGAGCAACCUUCACCGGCUGGCAGCUGAGUGCUCUUCAGACCCCAGGCAGCUUUGAAGUGUCUUGGCUGUUCAGUGCUCUGCAGAUAUGAACGCUGAGCUUUUCUGGCACGUUCUCACAUUGGCCUGGUCGUUCUCACCAUGCUAGUACAUGGGAAAGAAGACUUCCUCUCAGACAUAGCUUACAUCAUCCUGGAACUGGUCAUUGCAGUGCUGGCCAUCCUGGGGAACAUCCUGGUCUGCUGGGCAGUCUAUUUGAACAGCAACUUGCAGAACGUCACCAACUAUUUUGUGGUGUCCCUGGCUGCUGCUGACAUCGCCGUGGGCGUGCUGGCAAUCCCUUUUGCCAUCACCAUCAGCACUGGCUUCUGUGCCUUCUUCUAUGGCUGCCUUUUCAUUGCCUGCUUCGUCCUGGUCUUGACUCAGAGUUCGAUCUUCAGCCUCCUCGCUAUUGCCAUUGACAGAAUCAUUGCGAUCCGCAUACCCCUCAGGUACAAUGGCUUGGUGACUGGCUCUCGAGCUAAAGGUAUCAUUGCCAUCUGCUGGGUAUUAUCUUUCAUCAUCGGCUUGACACCAAUGCUAGGGUGGCACAAGCGCUCCCAGGUCGACGAGCUGGGUUCCAAUAAGUCCUCUCCCAUCAACUGCAGCAACAGUAUGGUGGUAUGUCUCUUUGAGGCUGUGGUCACCAUGGAGUACAUGGUCUACUACAACUUCUUUGCCUGUGUGCUCCUGCCGCUCCUUCUCAUGUUUGGUAUCUACUUGAAAAUCUUCAUGGCAGCCCGACGACAGCUCAAGCAGAUGGAGAACAAGAUGGUACACGGGGAACGUUCUCGCUCCACUUUGCAGAAGGAAGUCCAUGCAGCGAAGUCUUUAGCCAUCAUUGUUGGGUUGUUUGCAAUCUGCUGGCUUCCACUACAUAUUAUUAACUGCUUUACCCUUUUCUGCCCAAAUUGUGCCCAUGCUCCCCUCUGGCUGAUGUAUCUGGCUAUUAUCCUGUCUCAUGCUAACUCAGUUGUAAAUCCUCUAAUUUAUGCCUACCGAAUCAGGGAGUUCCGAUACACCUUCCGUAAAAUCAUCAGCCAGCACAUCCUGGGCCGGAAGGAGCCGUUCAAGGCAGGAACGGCCAGCUCUAGGACUUCCACUCACGGUGGGGACGCAGAGAACGCCAGCAUACGAAUCAGUGAGUAUGCACUAGAGGUAUACACCAAUGGAGAGAUCCACAGGGAUCCUGAAAAGCAGGACUUAACCAAAUGCAAAGCUGCCUUGGAAUGGCACCAGAAUGGAAAUGCUCUGGAUGUGGAGACAAACGGGCAUCUCCCACAUUCCUGCAAAAAUGGGAUUCUCUCAGAUGCUUGCAUGAACAGGGAGCUUCACAGUGAAGAGCUAAUCGAUGCCCAGGUGUCUUACUCGGACCUGGAAAGAGCAGCCUUUGCAGCAGCUGACGUUUCCUGAUGAGACUUUUCAAGUCUUCCUGGUAGAAUUAUUUCUUUCCAUUGGUGACCUCUGCCAUGGCAGAAAGGGAGGCUGGGGGGCGGGGGGAGAGGUGUGUAUUCAGAUCGCUGUGGAGAAAGGGGUCCCUACCCAGGACUGUUGGGAUGAUCCUAAAUACUCAACUGGAGAAAAGCCAAGAGACUGUUGAAACGGACUAAGGAAAGAUGGACACGUUACCCAUCAAUGACCUGUCACCAAGAGCAGUGCCAAGGUCAAAGAUGGCAUUCCAAGUUCAGCACUGGGAGACUCUGCUGAUGCAGGGCACAUCAUGACAUUACGCUGUACUGUGUAUCUGUGGUUGUAUGUUGGUUUUGCUGUCUUUGCCAACAGAAAUAAAAGCAUGGCUGGAAGUAUUCGCUGAAUUGCAAAGAGCACCAAGGAAGGGGCCUUAUAGUACUUUGGCUCUGCAACAAACGGAAGGGGAUAGCAACAUCUAUUGGUCAGGUAGGAUGCCAGCAGCUGCUUGUAUGUGAUGGGAACUUUGGAUACCUUCAACCAUGGCCUUUUAUCUUUCAGUUCAUGUUUUGGAAGCUUAUACUGCAACAGGUUGCUCCAGUGUGUUUUUUUCUUGUCUUGGUAAGAUUACUUUAUGUUAAGUUAUAAAAGAUGGGCACAAACUCACAUCUGUUCCCCGAGCGCUCAAUGUUCCAGUUGCACAAGGCAAAUAUAACCUCAUAGCUCUCCACUUUGUCUAACAAAUAACAAAAACAGAGUCUGUGAUACGGAUUUCCCUUAGCGAAAGGGCUGUUAGCAGGCCUUGUGCUGCAGAUAGCAGACAAGCAGGCCAGGCUGUGCUCUGUGUCACCAGGAGGGUUGCGCCUGGAGCUAGUGUGAAGAGCUGUUGGGUGUGUGAGCUCUCUGUAGGCUGGUGGCCACUGUCUGCUUUUUUCCCCUUGUCUCUGUGCUUCUCCUCCUAAUCUCCUACAAUGCAACUUCUUUCCAUGGCCCCAAAUGUGUGUGAGGGGAACUAAUUUUCCAUGUGUUGCUCAUUUUUGUCCUCACUCAAAAAGCUGUAGGAUUCUUUUUCUUGGGGUAGGGAGGAACACACACGCGUACCUAACGCUUAUGUUUGGAAUUCCAAUGAGCUCUAUUUAAACACCUUUCCUCGUGUGAUUUUAGUUUUUCCCUGAUGUGCUUUACUGUGAAGCCUCAUGUGUCCGUGUGGCGCAGAGGCCAGCAGAGCUGGGUGUGUCUGGUUAGAAGAUGCUCCUACUCUGAGAAGUAUUGGAAAUCAGCUUAGAAACUGCAGUAGUCUGUCUGUACAAGAGAAGAGGCAAAUCUGUGCUGCAGCAAGUGUAUGCACUGGUGUGGUUUGUUGCAGAGGUGUUUCACAGCAGCUUGAUAAUCUUCUGUGUCACUUAUGACGCUUGGUAGCUCAAGAACAGCAGAAUGCCACAUCCACUUGAAUUCUACCUAAAGAUGGUCUAGUUUUUGUUUUUCAGACAAAUAAUCCAUUUUCUGAUACGACCAGCCUUCUGUAGAGACAGGCAGUAACGGUCCUACUUGAAAACUAAAGUCUGGUAAUUGCAGGGAUCUGAAGCUUAUUCUCUAGCUGAAAGCAUCAGAAAUAUCAUCCUUCAAACCUGCCUUCUCCUUGUGUCUGUCCACUAACAUUUCAGAAGUGAAAUAAUCUCAUUUUCAGAAAGGAAGGGGGAACUGGAUUUUGAUAUUUGAGGAAAAGCAGGUUAGGUUUUUGUGUUCUUGUUCCAUGUUUGUUUUAAACAUUGUGAACUAUUGAAAUGAAAAGUCAGUUUUAUUUGAGGAGAAUUUUCUUUUUGCCAGUCUCCCUACAUGAAGGUAGGGAGUAGUUGUAACGCUGAACGUGUUCAAGUAUGUAACUGCUCGAGGUUAGCACAAAGCUUACUGUGGGUUGGAUAAAAUGAUGUGGUUGCCACCACAAUCCUUAGCAGAAAGACAAGCAACAUUGUAGAACAAUAGACUUCACAGUUUAAUUGAAUUGCUGGUUUCUUGGCAGGUCUCUUCCGUGUAGUCUAACGUCAGAGGAGUGGAUUAUCACUCCAGCACCAUUAACAAACACUAAGCCGUUUCCCUGGGACUGACGUUGUAGGUAGUUCCUCUGUAGGGUGACUUGGGAUCUUGUUACUCUUGAUCUUUCUUGAUGGAAUAUUUCUGUAGGGUGUUUGUGGGAUGGCUCCUCUGACCUCCUGUAACAGUGGCACAGGAACUCAGGAAAAUGGGGGUCUGAUCUCUUCAGACCUCAGUUGGGAGCUGAAAUGUUUCUAAGAAUAACACAAGAUUACAUCCGGUAUUCAUGUCAAUAACAAUUAGGUCCACAAAGAAGCAGAGCAGGGAAGGAAGUGUGGGAAAAUACCAGCAUCGCUCAUGUGCUGGAACACACGCAAGUGCAGAAGUGUCUACUAUUGAGCUUUAGUUGCCAUUGUAAAGGGACAGUUUAUGCCACAUUGCAUCAGGCUUUCAACAGCUGAUGUGGGUUGGUUACUUUCUAUUGUCUCCUGAGCUUCUUCACACUUAAUUAUGGCAGCCUCUUGCUUGGUUGCCACAAGAAUCAAGUUGAUCUAUGGUGAUGAGACAAACAGGAUUGUCCCUCUGGAAAACUUGCCUGCCCAACCAGAUCGCCAUGUGAGCUUACUGAGUUUCCAGAUGUCUUGAAAUGAGUUUUUCUCUUGCUGUUUGAGAUGCCCCCAGACUGCAUCCAGUCCCUUUCAAUAUUAGUGAUCUAGAUUUGAAAGGAAAAGUGCGCUCAGGGGCUGGGGGAUGUGUGCAGGAGGAAGCACAGUGAGGGUAAGGAGGCAGCGUGUUUUAUAUAGAACUGGCAGUCUGUAGUCACAGGAAGGAAGGGAUGGCAAUUGCACCACGUGCUGUGUGCCUUCUGGCUAACAUGUGUCGGAGAUGGACCUUCAGAAGAUGUUUCUGAAGCAGUCAUUGGGGGAAGCGUUAGCCUUUUGAACAGAAUUUUGGACUUUUAUUUCUUGUUUCCUAGGGAUCACGAUUUCAAGGCUUGCUUUGAAAAAAAAAAAAAAAAUAAAAGGUGUAGGGUCCCAUCAAUGAAACAAUGAAAUGUGUUCUUUCCUGCUGCUGGCAGCACUCUCCACUCUUUAGAAAUGUAUCUGUCUUCCAAACUGCAUAGGGCAGAGAUCAUUAGAAAAGUGAAAUUUAAAUUAUUUUUGCCUAACUUCCCUACUCAUAUUCCCAUUUUCCUUCCAGCUGGAGGAUGUUUAACUGAUGGAGUAAAGCUAUUCUGGAUAAACAAAGAUGGUACCAAGACAAAGGGAAGAAUGAGUUGAUCAUCAGGAGAGGCUGGAGAAGACUUCCUUGGGAAUCCAAGGUGCAGUGGGUCCAGAGAGUAAGAGCUGGGAUAAGAAUAGACUAAUUUCAUUGAACUGGAGCAUCUUACUAAAAAUGUCUGAAGACCCAUAGAGAGAUGUGGUACCUCAUUUGGCAUGAGGCCAUUCCAUGAAUUUCUCCAUUCCCUGGAGUCUCUGAGGCUCCAGGGUUUAUUUGAUUUAUAGGGUUUUGGAGAAAGUAAAGUUUGAUCAGUGGCCAAGGCCACUCAACAAGGCACUGCUUUUUGUGUGUACAAAUAAAUGCACUUAGAGCUUUGUCCUGCAGAGCUUCUUUUGUAUCAGUGAUAUUUCAAAGCUCUGCGUGAGCUUGAACAGCAGCUUUUGAACAGAGAAGCGAUUUGACGUGGUGGGACAGCUGGGGUUACUGCAGACAGAAAGGGUUUGCCACUGACCCAGUUGGUGCUUGGAAGCUGACUGUGCAGAUGAACUUGGGAGUUACAUGGAGCAGUCUGAAUCUUUGAUUGUUCUUUGAAAAGAGGCUCCGGGGGAUGCUGGUGGAUGUAGAGAAGUCUCUAAAGUGUGGGAGCAGAGUGGAGGGUUAGGGUUAGAUGGGAAAUCUUGGUGGUGAGGGAAGAUUAGUCAGGUAUUUGUUCUGGGAGGAUUUCAGGGGAGCAGGAAUGUGGUGGGAGGUGCUGGGGAUUGCGCAGAUGGUGCUGGCGUGAGAUCAAGGUGUGACUUGCUGCAGAAGGACUCUGGAAAGGAUGUCCAGCCUCACAGCUCUCCUGAGGUCACUGCGCAGGGUCAGCCCUGCCUGGUGUGUGCGGAGGGUUGGCUUCAUACGGUCUACAUGUGACUGAGGUAGUGAUGGUUCUCGUGGAUUAUCUCCUCUUCAAAUACAUUGUCUCAAUUCAUCAGCGUGUCCAGGUGUAACAAAAGCCUUUCUGCUUCUUGAACAUGAGCCCUGCCUAAAAUCAAAUCUGUCCGUGUUCGGAGGGAAGGAUGUGUGUGCUGUAACAGUGCUGCGGUGCAUUAAAGCUGUAAAAUACUCUCUAGUGGUGUUUGCUAAGUUUAGCUGCCUAAUAGCCAGUUCUCUCCCAAUUUGUUUUGGGCAUCAAAUUGCACUGAGUCAUACCAGAGUGUUUUUUCUUUCUAGCCCUGAGCUUUUGGCCUUCAUUACAGUAAAACACAUCAAGAGUAACUAAAAUCACACUAGUUCCUCAUUUGCAUGAGAGGUUACUAACCCUGACAGACUGAGAAUCCCAGAACUGGGGUGAUGAUGUGUGUAACUCUCUGUCCUAUUUGUCUGCUGGGACUGUUCACACAAGGAUGUGUUAAAAUCAAGACUGGAACCUGUUGAUCUGAGAACAUCUGUUGCUUCCCCACCACUGUCUCAGGAGCUGGUGUUCCUGCCCCCUGCCCUGUGGCGCAGUUGUCUCUGUGGUCUGCAAACCAAGACACUACGAAAACCCUGCUGCACACACUGUCACUAGACAACAAUUACUCUUUUAAUUUAAAUGUUUUAUGAAUAUAGUUGUUGUUUUGCCUCUGUUUGUCAGUUACCAGUGGGAGCGGAGGGACGGGGGUGGGAGAAUCUGUGCAUGCAAAUAUAUUUAAAGUGCGUUGACCAAAGUUUUUUUUUGAAUCUGUGAAGUUUUCAUAUCUGUGAAGUCAUCAGACUGCUGGGCAGUGAGGAGCCGCUGGUGCUGCUGAGUCUGUCUUGGUUACAUUUCUUAAUAAGCAUUAAAAUAAUAAAAUAUAUUUGUAAAAGA